Molecule: messenger RNA, 1530 nt
Organism: Pyrenophora tritici-repentis Pt-1C-BFP
Lineage: Eukaryota; Fungi; Ascomycota; Dothideomycetes; Pleosporales; Pleosporaceae
Product: Tymo-45kd-70kd multi-domain protein
Biological process (GO): intracellular mRNA localization
Cellular component (GO): endoplasmic reticulum; ribonucleoprotein complex; nuclear outer membrane-endoplasmic reticulum membrane network
Molecular function (GO): mRNA binding
Source: RefSeq, a predicted model, not a curated record
AUGGCCGACGUCGCACCUGCCGCUGCCACCAACGGCGCUGCCCCGCAAAGCAAGCAGCCUGUCAUCAAGCCCGACAAGCCCGACGAGGAAAAGUACAAGGAGGAGCUUGCCAAGUUGGAGAAGGAACAUGCGGCUGCGCAAGAGGAGCUGAACGCCUGCAAGGCCAAGCUAGACCUCGCCAAGCCGAACAACAAGGACUCUCCCAACGGAAAGCGCCAGCAGGAGCUCAAGACAGAGCUCAACGCCAUCCGCCAGACGCAGCAGGGCAACAAGUCCGGCCGCAAUGCCAUCUUCGAGAAGAUCAAGAAGCUCGACGAGCAGCUUAAGCAGCAGUUCAAUGAGCUCAAGACGGCAAAGGGCAAGUCCAACUACAAGUCGGUCGAGGAUGUCGACCAGGAGAUUGCGCGCCUGCAGAAGCAGGUCGAUGGUGGCAUGAUGAAGCUGGUGGACGAGAAGAAGGCCCUGGCCGAGAUCAGCUCCCUCAACAAGGCUCGCAAGAACUUCUCUGGCUUUGAUGUGCAACAAAAGAAGAUUGACGACAUCAAGGCCCAGAUUGCCGAGCAGAAGAAGUUGUUGGACGACCCCGAGAACAAGGCGCUGAGCGACAAGUACACCAAGCUCCAGACCGAACUCGACGAACUAAAGGCCGAGCAAGACGAAGCCUUCAAGAAUCUGCGGACACUGCGCGAGCAGACGGACAAGGCGCGCGCUAAGCAACAGGAGAAGUACAACGCGCGGAAGGAACUCAAGGAUGCCUACUUCCAGCAACUGCGCGCAUACAAGAGCUACGAGUCAGAGGCCCGCAAGAUCCGCUUUGAAAAGAAGCGCAUCGAACAGCUCCAGUACGUAGCGAGCAAACGCAAGGCGGCUGCUAGCCAGCGUCUUGAAGAGGCCAGCGCACCCGCCUAUGGUGACGAGAUCAUCGCCACUGAGGGCUUGAUCCGCCAUUUCGACCCCUCCGCACUCCCACCCAAGGAAACUACAGCCGCCAGCAAGUUCGCCGCCUCCGCCCAGCGCACCGUUGACGAUUCCGGUCUGAAGGGUACCCGCAUAUCCAAGAAGGACACCGAGGAGGAGAGCUACUUCGCCGGCACUGGUGGCAAGAAGGGUAAAAAGGGCAAGAAAGGCGGUGCGAGCGCUGCUCCCGCCAAGUUCAACCUCAACAUCGGUAUCAUUGAGGAGCUGGCCAAGGUUGGCGUCGACCCUCCCUCCAGCCAAGACGAAGUCCCUGCCACGGUUGAGAAGCUCAAGGCCAAGCUUGCGCACUGGAAAGAGGACCAGGACCGCAAGACCAAGGAGAACAUUGCAAAAGCUCAGAAGGAGAUUGACCGCCUCGAGGCAGAAGAAGCCGAAGAAGACGCCAACGGCACCACCGACGCCGCUCGCAAGCCCGCGCAGAAGAACCAGGCUGUCAACGGUAGCGCAUCUGCUGACGCCGAGCUGGAACAAGAAAAGGACGCUGCUGCCGAUGCCGCUGCCGAUCUUAAGAAGGCGUCCCUUGAGGACAAGGAGGAUGCUGCGGACGCAUAG